Harmonia axyridis is the source of this 13929-nucleotide messenger RNA. RefSeq lists its product as uncharacterized. Gene Ontology annotation, cellular component: nuclear pore. The transcript is spliced from 209 exons. NCBI's taxonomy places the organism in Eukaryota, Metazoa, Arthropoda, Insecta, Coleoptera, Coccinellidae. Bases 90 to 13544 code for a protein of 4484 amino acids. The record is from RefSeq and is a predicted model, not a curated record. Gene Ontology annotation, biological process: mRNA export from nucleus. Gene Ontology annotation, molecular function: structural constituent of nuclear pore.
UCAUAUUUCUGCAUCCAACAUUAGUUCUUUGUGUUCGUUUGUGUAAACUUGUGUUUGUAGUUGUUUCUGUGUUGUCCUUUUCAAAAAUUAUGGAUGAAUCAAAUAGUUCAAAUGACAAAGGGAAUAAUGGUCCCGGUAAUAAUGAUAAUGAUCCUACUCAAGGAAAUCGAAUGAAACGACCAUCUUCUUCUACGGAAGGUCAUCCUGGAUCUGCAAAGGCAAAUGAAAAUCAAAACGUAGCUGAACCAACAGGAGAUAACAGUUUGUCAGACGACACUUGGAGAGUGGAGGCAAUUAAUAAUGUUCGUACGACAGUAUCCCCUGUUCGCAGGAUUUCUUUCUCGUCAACACAACAGACUGGAUCUUGUUCAACGAUUCGGUCCUUACUUAUUGGAUCAAAACGACCAUCUUCUUCUACGGAAGGUCAUCCUGGACCUGCGAAGGCACCACAACCAGGACCCUCAUCAAUGUCGCGACCGGGAGCCUCAUCAAUGUCUCAACCAGGACCCUCAUCAAUGUCGCAACCAGGACCCUCAUCAAUGUCGCAACCAGGACCCUCAUCAAUGCCGCAACCAGGACCCUCAUCAAUGUUUCAACCAGGGCCCUCUUCAAUGUCCCAACCAGGACCCUCACAACCGUCACAAGAAGAUCAAGAAGGGGCUUCUGCUAAUCCCAUGUUGGGGGCCCCCCUUCAUGUUGACGUGAGCAUGCAAUACUAUAGACAUAUGGAUGUUGAAGAACAAAUUAUAGCAGAAGUAGGUGAUUUAGCGUUGAGAAUACGCAGAAAUACUUUGCAAAUAGCGAACAACCCUGUCAGCAGAGGGAUUAUACCUUUGGCCCUCUCGCCGUUAAUUGAUUUAGGGCUUUUCCGCAUAGUUUUUCCUGAGGUUGAAGGUCCAUCAUACUUUUUCCUUCUGCAAGAUAAUCAAAGAACAAUACAAGAUGAAUCACGGCCAGUCCGCAGAAGGUUCGAUCCAAGAAAAGAAGAACUGAUGAGAUUUGGAUAUGCUGAGCACAUACCGACAGAAGUAGAGUCCUUUGGUCACUUGAUCAUGCCGUUGGAUUUCUCUGAUGGAUCUUAUAUUCACGCUCUAGGUGGAAUACCAUUAGAUAUAGAACCAGGGACUGAAAUGCGAAUUGACCCAUCCUCCAAGUUAGUACCAUCAGAUAUGCAGAGGAGAAAUCCCAUGUUAAGUGAUAUACUAGGGCUGAAAAAAGCAAACAUCAAAAUACAGAUGAAUGAUCCCAUUUUGACAGCAAUGCUUGGAUCUCCCCCACUUAACUUCUAUCAUAUAUUGAAAAUUUUCGCUCAAUUCUAUAUUGCAAGAGAGAGAACCUUGGCUAGAGCAAGGAUGCUUUGUCUACAAGAAGCCCACAGUAUAGUUCGUAAAGUUCAGCCAAAACUUGCAAUCGAAUGGGCAGAAAUAGAUGAUCUAAUGUAUAGUGAAGAAGAACAAAGAAAUUUGGCCAUGAAACGCCGAAAAAUAAUGCAAAGGGUCAUCCAAGUGGUCAAGCCGUUCCGUCCCUACUUGGUCAAUAUCUGGAAUAUUAUUAAUCCUACCCUAGAAUUUCUUGAGGUAUCAUCUCGGUUGAUCGAAACUCCACCGAAACAAAUACCAACUGGACCUGUGAAUUUUAUGGUUUACCACGUGACUACAGACCAUGCUGUACCAUCUGGAAGCACUUCAGGAACCACGACUCAAGGAACACAAGAAGAACAAGAAACUGCCGCAGCAAAUGAAGAAGAAGAGAGGGAGAGUGAAGAAACACCAUCUGAGGUGCCAGGACAGGUCCAAGCGCAAAAUACAGGUGAAACACAAAGUAGUGGAACAGGGGGUGAAAUACCGGAAGCUGAGGUGUCAGAACAGGUCCAAGAGCGAAAUACAACUGAAACAGAAGAUAGUGAAACAGUUCAAGAGGAACAAACAGCUGAAACAGAGAGCGAGUUUAGAGCAAGGGUGCAAGAGGAGAAUGUAGAAGAAACCGAAACUCAAAGUAGUGCAGCAGCAUGUCAAACAAUGGAAAUUGCAGCAGUUGAUCCAGAAACAGGCUCCAUAGAAGUUGUUUCAACUCGGCAGUAUAUGGGCGAAAGAUUUGAAGCUGUUAUUCAGGCGGAUGUACCUCGUGAAUCUCCACCUAGAUUAACAGAACUUGCAGAACGUGUAGUUCCCACUAGUCCUUCAAUAACUCCAACUGAAACAUCAGAAUAUACUGGCCCAAGACCAUUAUUUCAUGUUCCUCCAAUACCACCAGUCCGCAACAACUCUAAUAGACCAAGAACUCUGCAAGAUUUAGUACAACCUCCUAGUAUCAGUGCCACUAUUCAGAGGAAUGUACCCCGUAAAACUCCACCUAGAUCAACAAAACUUGCAGAACGUGUAGUUCCCACUAGUCCUUCAAUAACUCCAACUGAAACAUCAGAAUAUAUUGCCCCAAAACCAUUAUUUCAGACACCUCGAAUACCACCAGUCCGCAACACCUCUACUACAAUAACAAGUCUGCUUGAUUUAGUACCAACUCCUAGUAUCAGUGUCACUGUCCAAGGGUUUGGUCCACAAAUGUCUCAGCCACGCUCUAAUUAUGUAAUAAAACUGCAUUUCCCACUACCACGAUUCGGACCGGAACGUUCAUCAUCAAGAGUUGAUUACUUUUGUGGAGACUUUCCGCAAGACUAUGGAAUGACACUAAAUAAAAGGCACCCAAGAAGAAGAGAAACUGCUCCUGAUAGACUAUUGGAUUUCAGUAAUGACAUGGAACGUAAUAGGGACAAUCAACCAGCUCCACAAGAUACAGCAUCUAGCCCUUCCAAUACACAGUCUAACACUGUGCAUACAAGUGGAAACCCACCCCCGAAGGAAACAUCAGGCACAGGUACCACGCAAUCAGGAUCAUCAAGUGCCCCUCAAACAGGAGGUACAUCACCCAGGGGAGCGUCUAGCGGAGGCUCCACACAGACAGGAAGAGGUAGCGGAAGUGGCUCACGAAUAGGAACUUUCAGCCCUCAGCAGAGUUCUUCACAAAGAGGCAGACGCACUCAACGGAGAACAACCCCUCGCGAAACUGACAAUUCUAGCGAAACUGACUCACAACCAGAACAGCCCAGUGUCGCACCAAGAAGAUCUCCCAGAUUAGAAGCUCUACAGCAAGCCACGCCAGACAGAUCACCUAGGAGAGUGACUAGAAGUAGUAGUAGUAGGCUUGAGGGAACUGGCUCGCAAACACAAAGUCAGGGCGACAGUGCUUCCGAACCGAAUACACAAACAUCUACCGGAACUUCUUCAGUUUCUGGCACAUCUGGCGCCGAAUCUUCUGGAGUGAUCACACAAAGUCAGGGCGACAGUGCUUCCGAACAGAAUACACAAACAUCUACCGGAGCUUCUUCAGUUUCUGGCACAUCUGGCGCCGAAUCUUCUGGAGUGAUCACACAAAGUCAGGGCGACAGCACUUCCCAACCGAAUACACAAACAUCUACCGGAACUUCUUCAGUUUCUGGCACAUCUGGCGCCGAAUCUUCUGGAGUGAUCACACAAAGUCAGGGCGACAGUGCUUCCGAACAGAAUACACAAACAUCUACCGGAGCUUCUUCAGUUUCUGGCACAUCUGGCGCCGAAUCUUCUGGAGUGAUCACACAAAGUCAGGGCGACAGCACUUCCCAACCGAAUACACAAACAUCUACCGGAACUUCUUCAGUAUCUGGCACAUCUGGCGCCGAAUCUUCUGGAGUGAUCACACAAAGUCAGGGCGACAGCACUUCCCAACCGAAUACACAAACAUUUACCGGAACUUCUUCAGUAUCUGGCACAUCUGGCGCCGAAUCUUCUGGAGUGAUCACACGAAGUCAGGGCGACAGUUCUUCCGAACCGAAUACACAAACAUCUACCGGAACUUCUUCAGUAUCUGGCACAUCUGGCGCCGAAUCUUCUGGAGUGAUCACACGAAGUCAGGGCGACAGUGCUUCCGAACCGAAUACACAAACAUCUACCGGAACUUCUUCAGUAUCUGGCACAUCUGGCGCCGAAUCUUCUGGAGUGAUCACACGAAGUCAGGGCGACAGUGCUUCCGAACCGAAUACACAAACAUCUACCGGAACUUCUUCAGUAUCUGGCACAUCUGGCGCCGAAUCUUCUAGAGUGAUCACUUCAUUGUCAAUAAUACCUACUGCAUCAGGUAGCGCACCGCUCUCCUCACCACUAAAAAGGAGAACAGCUGAAACUGCGGACGACUUGUUAAGAAAAAGGAUGAAGGAUAAUAUCAGUUCACAAGCUGGACCUAGUAAUCCUGUAGAUAUAAACAUGGAAGAGGAAGAUGAAUUAAUGGAAAUUGUAGUCGAAGAUACAAGUCAGGAGCAAGAAAGUGAAGGAAUUUCAAAUGAACCGGGAACAGCACAAGUAGAUCAACAACUAUCCGCCGCAGGGGAAAGUUUACAGUUGUCACCCCCAUGGACGCCUGUGAUAGAGAUGCUAUAUGAGCAAGGAUUGACAUUGCUUCAUAUCGAGGAACAAUAUUUUAAUCAUGGACAGCCAAGAAGACCAGAAGGUGCAGUGCAAACGGGAGAGCCUAGACAACCAGGAGCUGAACAGCAAACGGUACUGCCUAGAAGACCAGAAGCUGAAGUGCUAAUGGUGCAGCCAACUAGACCAGAAACUGAAGAGCAAACGGCAGAGCCAAGAAGACCAGACGCUGAAGAGUCAACGGACCAGCCAGGAACAUCAGAAACUGAACAGCAAACGGAACAGCCAAGAAGCUCAGAAGGUCAACAGCAAUCGGAGCAGACAGGCGGACAAGAAAGUAACCAAACAGCCCAAAGACCACCGAAUGAAGUGCUGUAUCCAGUUUUGUUACAACGUCUAUCUGCUCCUCCUCCACCACAGAGAAGACCUGAUCAACGUGUACCAACAAGCAAUUACAGAUUACGUAAUUAUGUAGAAUAUGACCUCAAUAUUGAACAAGUAAUGGAUCAACCUGCAGCAUCUGAAGUGGAUCAACCUGCAGCUUCUGAAGCGCAAACAUCAAGCCUUCAACCUACCAGUGACCACCCUUUGGCAGAAAUUCCACCAGAGUCGUCACCGUCUGCCAAAAACGAUCAAGAUACCGGCGCACGUCAACAAGAUGUGAGAAAUCCAGCACCAGGUCCUAGCUCUGAAGAUGUCACGAAUAUAAGUACUCCAAGACCCGAUGAGCCUAUAUCAUACGAGCAAGGAUUGGGAUUGCUUCAGAACGAGGAACAACGUUUGAAUCAAGGACAGCCAGGAAGAAAAAAAACUGUACUGCAAACGGGAGAACCAGAAAAUGAACAGCAAACGGUACACCCUAGAAGACCAGAAGCUGAAGAGCUAAUGGUAGAGCCAAGAAGACCAGAAGCUGAACUGCUAACGGGAGAGCCUAGAGAACCAGAAGCUGAACAGCAAACGCUACAGCCUAGAAGAGCAGAAGCUGAAGAACUAAUGGUAGAACCAAGAAGACCAGAAAAUGAACAACUAACGGUAGAGCAAAGAAGAUUAGAAGCUGAACUGGUAACGGGAGAGCCUAGAGAACCAGAAGAUGAACAGCAAACGGUACAGCCUAGAAGACCAGUAGCUGAAGAACUAAUGGUAGAGCCAAGAAGACCAGAAACGGAACAACUAACGGUACAGCAAAGAAUAUCAGAAAUUGAACUGAUAACGGGACAAAUAAGAAGACCAGAAGGUGAACAGCAAACGGUACAGCCUAGAGAACCAGAAGCUGAACAGCGAACGGUACAGCCAACAACACCAGGAACUGAAGAGCAAAUGGCAGAGCCAAGAAGACAACAACAGCCAACGCUACAGCAAAGAAGACCAGAAGGUGAACAGCUAACGGCACAGACAAGAAUGCCAGAAGGUGAACAGCAAACGGAAGAGCCAAGAAGACAACAACAUCCAACGGUACAGCAUAGAAGACCAGAAGCUGAAGAGCGCCGAGCAAUCCAAAUGAUACCAGAUCCUGAACUGCUAAUGCUCCUAUACCACUUGGAAGCGCCUGAAUUAGAAGGCCUUGGCGCCGCUUUGUUUCAAAACAUGGUAGAGAAAGCUAAGGAAAUAUUAGUAACGGAAGCCAUUGAAUAUGGGUACUGGCCAAGCUUACCGGAGCAGGUGAAAGCAAAGGUGAAACCAAGUUUAUGGCCGGUCAAUAAGCUUAAAAAACCAGAACAGAAUGCUGCAUCACGAAACCUGCCACAAGGUACAUCUAGAACAUCUGUAGAUACUAGUCCUGUACAUCCACAGAAUGUUUAUACAUCGCCUUCUAGUGGAACAUCCAGGCAGGUAGAUCAGCAGCAUAGUCGUCGAUCUUCUGCUGGUAGUGCACCAAUGAAGAUAUCACCGCAACAACAGCAACUGAGUCGUUCAUCUUCUGCUGGUAGUGCACCAAUGAAGAUAUCACCGCAACAACAACAACUGAGUCGUUCAUCUUCUGCUGGUAGUACACCAAUGAAGAUAUCACCGCAACAACAGCAACUGAGUCGUUCAUCUUCUGCUGGUAGUACACCAAUGGAUAUAUCACCGCAACAACAGCAACUGAGUCGUCCAUCUUCUGCUGGUAGUACACCAAUGGAUAUAUCACCGCAACGACAGCAACUGAGUCGUCCAUCUUCUGCUGGUAGUACACCAAUGGAUAUAUCACCGCAACGACAGCAACUGAGUCGUCCAUCAUCUGCUGGUAGUACACCAAUGAAGAUUUCACCGCAACAACAGCAACUGAGUCGUUCAUCUUCUGCUGGUAGUAUACCGAUGGAGAUAUCACCGCAACAACAGCAACUGCCUGAAACACCUCAAUGCGCCAGUGGUACAUACAUGGAUACUUCUGCAUGUCAUCUCGGACAUCAUACGCAUCCGAAUGAAUCUGCCACAGACACAUCUCCUAUCACAAAGUCAUGGUACAAAACUACAUCUGGGAGAUGUGUCAAAAGAUUUCAAGGUACCCCUCGUACUGCAGUUGUCAGGAGCCUUUUCAAUCAACCAGGAACAUCUGAAAUGAGUCCACCAAGACUGAUGUUGGAGAGUCAACCAGGACCAUCUAGAAUGGAUCAACCAGGACCAUCUGGAAUGAGUCAACCAGGACCAUCUAGAAUCGAUCAACCGGGACCAUCUGGAAUGAGUCAACCAGGAGCAUCUAGAAUGGAUCAACCGGGACCAUCUGGAAUGAGUCAACCAGGACCAUCUAGAAUAGAUCAACCAGGACCAUCUGGAAUAAGUCAACCAGGAUUAUCUAGAAUGGAUCAACCAGGACCAUCCGGAAUGAGUCAACCAGGACCAUCUAGAAUAAAUCAACCAGGACCCUCUGGAAUAUCUCAACCAGGACCCUCAAGACCGCGCUGUGAUACACCAAUGCCGGUCGAUGAAGAUUCAGAUUCGGACGAUGAAAUAGACGUCAAGAGAUUGUCCCCAGCUGAACCAAGAUGCAAUAGCUUCACCGUGAAGAAGGCUAAAAAUCAAGAGAUGUCCAAGGCAAGGCGAAGGCCACAUAGUUUACCUAAAGAAGCCAUUAUUAUCCCUCCACCAGAUCAACUUGCAAAUAUUUCACUUCCAUUCGUCAGAAAUGUUCCGUUGACAACACAAGUGAAAGACGAAGCACUACCGCGUCGCCUUGCACAAUCAUUAGCUAGAACUAAGCCCUGGAAAGAGCCAAAAAGAAGAAGACUCGAAAAUGAUCAACCAACGAUUCUGACGACACCAAGUCCGGCUUGGGAAAGCACAGAUCCAUCAGAACCUCCUCUUCAUCAACCAUCUGGAUCGGUGCCUGGUAUUGGACUAGUCGACGCUGAUCCGCGGACGACGUUACGGAGAGCCAGAGAGUCAACAAGCAGUGAUUCAAGUUCUUCACAAACUGAACCGAUGAAUCUGGUCGUUUUCCAAAGUCCUUCACCAAAUUUUCCUGUGAAAAGACAGAAACCGAAUAGACCGAGUUCAUCACCAGGUCAAUGCACAGAUCAGGGAGGCCAACAGGGUUCUGGAGGUUCAAGAGAAACUCAGUUACAUCAAGCUGGACCAAGCAGAAUGCAGACACCUCCGAGGCCAACACAAACGCAAAUCAGUCCUCCGAUAGCACAUCAAACAAAACUUGAUUUCCAUCCAGCUGGACCAUCAAGAAGAACACAGACAUCUCGGAAGCGAUCACGAUCGGAAACCAGUCUUCCGAAAGCAGAUCAAAGUGGACCAAGCGGAACACAGACAUCUGGGAAUGGAUACUUUCUUGAUCAUGCAAGCCCAAUAGCAUAUCGAUUACAAUAUCUGUUUGAACGAGCUGGAUAUGGUAUGCAGGUAGCUCAAUUAAAAUCACAAAUAGAACGCUAUUAUGGUUCCAGAGUAUACCUUGAGUUACAUCGACGUGGAUAUGGAUUGCCGCAACAACAACCAAUAAUUCCUAUUUCUGAAGUGCCGAUAUUAUCUCAUCUUGAUGGACCAAGCGGAAACCAGACAUCUCGGAAAAGAACACUAUCGCAAACCAAUCUUGGAUCUGGAAGCUCAAGUAUAUCCCACUCUCAAUCUCAGUUACAUCAAGCUGGAUCUGGAAUGCAGACACCCCAACAACAACAAAGGCAAAACACUCCUGGAUCUGGAAGCUCAAGAGGAUCACAUUCUCAGUUACAUCAAGCUGGAUCUGGAAUGCAGACACCUCAACAGCAACAGAGGCAAAACACUCCUGGUUCUGGAGGCUCAAGAAGAUCUAAUUCGCAAUCUGAGUUACAUCAAGCUGGAUCUGGAAUGCAUACACCUCAACAACAUCAAAGGCAAAACACUACUGGUUCUGGAGGCUCAAGAAGAUCUCAUUCGCAAUCUGAGUUACAUCAAGCUGAAUCUGGAAUGCAGACACCUCAACAACAACAAAGGCAAAACACUCCUGGUUCUGGAGGCUCCAGAAGAGCUCAUUCGCAAUCUGAGUUACAUCAAGCUGGAUCUAGAAUGCAGACACCUCAACAACAACAAAGGCAAAACACUCCUGGUUCUGGAGGCUCCAGAAGAGCUCAUUCGCAAUCUGAGUUACAUCAAGCUGGAUCUAGAAUGCAGACACCUCAACAACAACAAAGGCAAAACACUCCUGGUUCUGGAGGCUCCAGAAGAGCUCAUUCGCAAUCUGAGUUACAUCAAGCUGGAUCUAGAAUGCAGAUACCUCAACAACAACAAAGGCAAAACACUCCUGGUUCUGGAGGUUCAAGAAGAUCUUAUUCGCUAUCUGAGUUACUUCAAGAUGAAUCUGGAAUGCAGACACCUCAACAACAACAAAGGCAAAACACUCCUGAUUCUGGAGGUUCAAGAAGAUCUUAUUCGCUAUCUGAGUUACUUCAAGAUGAAUCUGGAAUGCAGACACCUCAACAACAACAAAGGCAAAACACUCCUGGUUCUGGAGGUUCAAGAAGAUCUUAUUCGCUAUCUGAGUUACUUCAAGAUGAAUCUGGAAUGCAGACACCUCAACAACAACAAAGGCAAAACACUCCUGGUUCUGGAGGCUCCAGAAGAGCUCAUUCGCAAUCUGAGUUACAUCAAGCUGGAUCUGGAAUGCAGACACCUCCACAGCGACAAAGGCAAAACACUCCUGGUUCUGGAGGCUCAAGAAGAGCUCAUUCGCAAUCUGAGUUACAUCAAGCUGGAUCUGGAAUGCAGACACCUCAACAACAACAAAGGCAAAACACUCCUGGUUCUGGAGGCUCUAGAAGAUCUCAUUCUCAAUCUCAGUUACAUCAAGGUGGAUCUGGAAUGCAGACACCUCAACAACAACAAAGGCAAAACACUCCUGGUUCUGGAGGUUCAAUGAGAUAUCAUUCUCAAUCUCAGUUACAUCAAGCUGGAUCGUCCAUGCAGACAACUCAAUUACAAUCUCAAAUACCAAAUAUUCCUAUUUCUGUACAGCCGAUAAUUUCUCAAACACAAUCUCAGUUACAUCAAGCUGGACAACGCGGAACGCAGACAACUCAGAGGCGAUCACGAUCGCCAAUCAAUCGUGGUUCUGGAAGAUCUCAUUCGCUAUCUCAGUCACAACAAGCUAGAUCUGAAAUGCAGACAACUCAACUACAAUCACCAACACAAAACAUUCCUAUUUCUGUACAGCCAAUAGUAUCUCGAACACAACCUCAAGCUGGAACAAGCGGAAUACAGACAUCUCAGAGGCCAUCGCAAAUGCAAACCAAUCCUGGUUCUGGACGCUCAAGAGGAUCUCAUUCACAAUCUCAGUUUCAUCAAGCUGGAUCUGAAAUGCCUCAACUGCAACCACAAGUUCAAAACAUUCCUGGUUCUGGACGCUCAAGAGGAUCUUAUUCACAAUCUCAGUUUCAUCAAGCUGGAUCUGAAAUGCCUCAACUGCAACCACAAGUUCAAAACAUUCCUGGUUCUGGACGCUCAAGAGGAUCUCAUUCACAAUCUCAGUUUCAUCAAGCUGGAUCUGAAAUGCCUCAACUGCAACCACAAGUUCAAAACAUUCCUGGUUCUGGACGCUCAAGAGGAUCUCAUUCACAAUCUCAGUUUCAUCAAGCUGGAUCUGAAAUGCCUCAACUGCAACCACAAGUUCAAAACAUUCCUGGUUCUGGACGCUCAAGAGGAUCUCAUUCACAAUCUCAGUUUCAUCAAGCUGGAUCUGAAAUGCCUCAACUGCAACCACAAGUUCAAAACAUUCCUGGUUCUGGACGCUCAAGAGGAUCUCAUUCACAAUCUCAGUUUCAUCAAACUGGAUCUGAAAUGCCUCAACUGCAACCACAAGUUCAAAACAUUCCUAUUUCUGGACAACCGAUAAUAUCUCAAACACAACCUCAGUUACAUCAAGCUGGACCAAGUGGACUACAAACAACUUAUACGCCAUCACAAACAAAUACUAAUCCUCGUUUGAGAACUAUAUCUGGAGUUCGAAAUGUGGUAGAUCUAGCUCGACAAUUUCAACAGCACACACAAUUCGAAGAUAGUCAGUGUUCUGGAGCUUCGGCCAUAUCUCAGCCACAAUUUGAUGAUCUUCUAGCUCGUCGAAUAAUUCGACAUUAUGCACAAAUUCAAUAUAGUCAGGGUACAACAGUGAGAACGUCAUCACAAUCUUACCAACCUCCUCUCGAUUCUUGUUCAUCUCAAAUGAUAUCAGACAGAUCGACAGAUAAUCAAAGGACACAACCAUCAUCACAAAUUCAUCAUAUUCCAAGUUCUGACGAAGCAAGAACAUCUCAGCCAGCAACAAUUCUUUGUGUAACUGGUAGAGCAGAAUGCAUAUGCACUGGGAAAGGUGUAUUAUUGGCCUUUGAACCACGACCUGAUCUUCAGUCAUCAUUUCCGGCAAGUAGAACAACUGAAGAGAGGAGUCUCAAUUUCAUUUGCAGAAAUCCAGUUUCUGACGAAUCAAUAUAUCUGGAUCCGCCAGUAUUUAUUUGGACUGAUGAUGGAGAAGCAGAGGUCACAUUUAUUGGAUCAGUUGAAUAUGAAACGCUCGAAAAUAGCUGUCAACCUGGAGCUGCUUCCAGCGGAGCUACUACCAGCGGAGCUUCUACCAGUGGAGCUUCUACCAGCGGAGCUUCUACCAGUGGAGCUUCUACCAGCGGAGCUGAAAUACUGAACCAAAAUUCAGACGUUGGUGGGACAAGCGGAACUGAAGGAUAUCCUGAAACACAUGGAAUGGAAAAUCGAAGAUGGAAUUCUAUCCUUGUCGACAUUUAUUCAGAUGUCAGUAAUGCAAGUCUUGAUGAGCAUUGCUUAGAUGGGUCUUCGAGAAUUCAACGUCAUGCUUUUGAUUCAUCACCUAGUAGAUAUGGUCCAGAACAGAGAUCACAAUCUGAUUCUCAUCCAUAUCCAUUACUGGAACGUGAACGUAUUUUAUCACAAUUACAAUUUCUACCUAGACUCAGGCAAAAACAAGCUUCAGAAGGUUCUUCCUUACCAUCUAAUUCACCUAUACCUCAACCAUAUGAAUCCACAGAAAAUCAGGAAACGCAAUUGCUAUCUCAAAUCCAACCAACUCAAGCUCCAGAAGUGUCACUGGAACCACAACCUGAUCCCCGUUCAACACAGAUUCAAUCAGAAGAACACGAGGCACAUAUACGUAUGUUGUCCAGAUUACGUUAUCUAUCAGUAGACAGUCAAGGCCAAUACCCAGGAAUGCCACUGAGUGCACAAACUUAUUCUCAGUCAUCCCAAUAUCAAUCAGGUGCCUUAAGCGAAAAUCAAAGUACUCAAUUGCUACCACAAAUCCAACAAACAAACCCAGGAGUUCCACUAAGGUCAGAAACUAAUCCUCAGUCAUCCCAAUAUCAGUCAGUUGCAUUAAGUGCAAAUCAGAGUAUUCAACUGCUACCACAAAUCCAAACAAACCCAGCAGGAGUGCCACUGGGGACACAAACAUAUCCUCAAUCAUCCAAAUAUCAAUCAGGUGCAUUGAGUGAAAAUCAGAGUAUGCAAUUGCCACCACAGAUCCAACAAACUACAGGACCAGAAGGAAUGGAAUCUUUCCUACCGGUAAUGACAUCCAAUGCAGAUGAGGCCUUAUACGAAAUACUUGGGACUUGGUCAACUGAACACUCGGCAAUACCUCAACCUGAUCUCCAUCAAGUUCAAUCAUCUCAAUCAUCAUCUGGAACAAGCGAAUAUCAAGGUACAGAAUCUACAACCAAACUACACAAUCCAAUUACAGGAAAGUUGAAAAGAUUUAACCCCUUUUCACAUCGAUCUCAAGGAUCUAGUGGACCAAGCGAAGGACAAAGAAGACAGUCACGAUUGGAGAGAGAAGAAAUCCCACCUUCAGGAGGGUCAUCAACUUCAAAAUAUGAUCAUCUUCAUCAACCUGUACCUGGUCAAGCUGAACCAGUUAGCUUGUUGGAACGGUUGCUCUCACAACCAAGGGAUACGGCUUCUGAAGAAGAGGGAUAUCAAUUGUAUCGACGUCUCCAUCUCCAACAACCACAAUCUCAUAUUUCUGGAUUAGGAGCAAGUCAGAUAACACCAUCUCUCAGUCAAACGCAACCAAUCCCGGGCGCUGAGGAACCGAUGAUAUCUCAACCACAAACUCAUCAGUUGGAAUAUCAAACUGGACCCAUUGAAAGUCAGAUGACACAAUCACAAUCCCAAGUGCAGCAUGGUGGAGCUGCUGAAGAACCAUUGUAUCAUCAUUUUAGUGUUUUUGAUACGGAGGAAACCGAAAACAGUUUAGUUCACAUUUUAAUCGAAGUUCCACAGGCUAGUAGUUCACGACGAAAUUUAGAAGUUCCUCUUUGUCCGCCUCAGUACUAUUAUGUGGGAUCAGAAGGAACUAUGAACAUAUUCUUAAAAACAAUGCCGCACAAUCCAGCAGAUCGAAGAUCAUCACUACCUCAAGUAAAUCAAGAAUCAUGGCGCCAGCAAACUGAUUCAGAGCCCUGCACUAGUAGAUCCAGAGCCUACUCAGAACCCUCAGAUCCCCAAGAUAAAUAUAAAAUAGUCGGAAGAGGUCGAUUAAGCAAGAAGAAAAUCAGCGACUUAAAGUUAAAUGAGAUACGCUGCCAAUUUUGUAAUGCGUUCUUCAAAAUUCACGAUAAACCUGAGCAUGAGCGAUCCUGUGACAAUAAAGAAAAUCCAGGUAAUUUCUAGGAACCAUUUCCACUAUAGAACAAGAGAAUUUUCUGAUGGCCAUAGCUUCAUCCCAUCCAGCUAGUUCACAUAGUUGUCUCCGAUGUUCGAUUCCAAAAAUUUUCGCGAAGAACCUUCUUUGAAACUACUGAAUUAUUUCGAAUUAAAUUGACUCCUUCUGAUGGUUCAGCUAGUUUACAAUAUAAUUACCUUGAAUUAUUUCUGUUGAAUUUUAUAUACUUAUUGUUAAUGAUUGUUAAUUAUAUCAAAUGAUAUUUCAAAUAAUGUUUGUUGUGAUAUGUUUGUAUUUUUUUUUGUUAUAAUAUUACUGAUGAUUAUUGUUAAUGACAUCAAGACUGAAUAUCUAGCAGGUAUUAAAAUGCAGAAAUUAAUCGUUGAUAUUUUA